Eriocheir sinensis (Chinese mitten crab) is the source of this 7425-nucleotide messenger RNA. Its product is annotated as unconventional myosin-Ie-like. Gene Ontology annotation, biological process: actin filament organization; vesicle transport along actin filament. Gene Ontology annotation, molecular function: ATP binding; actin filament binding; microfilament motor activity. NCBI's taxonomy places the organism in Eukaryota, Metazoa, Arthropoda, Malacostraca, Decapoda, Varunidae. The record is from RefSeq and is a predicted model, not a curated record. The coding region runs from base 1845 to 5324 and encodes 1159 amino acids. Gene Ontology annotation, cellular component: myosin complex; actin cytoskeleton; microvillus. The transcript has 20 exons.
AACAAGUGUCAGUCAGUCACUCACUCACUCUGGCGGGAGGGAGAGUAACCGCGCGCCCCUCCAUUCUUCACCCCUCCUGCAGCCCCUCCCGCAGGACCUACACGCCCCUCGGCACACAGGAAGGCGUGGCAAGGGCGUGGGCAGCUCCUGAGGGCGUGGGGAGACUGUGGAAGGGUCGUAGGCGUGGAAGGACUUGAAAUUUGAGUGAUAGAAACGAAGACGGUCAGAAAACCCUGUCUUUGGGAACCCCGUGUAUGUGUGUGUGUGUGUGUGUGUGUGUGUCCUGCUGCCCACAACAACACCUACACUCAAGUUCUGACGGUCGGAAAUGCGUUGACUUGGUUAUCUGACGCAAGAGAUAAGACUUCGAUUAUAUGAUCUUAUCUGCAGGUUGUUAGAGCCUUGAUGUGCAACUCUUUGGGUGGUGGUCGACGGUGAUGGUUGACGGUGAUGGUUGGUGGUGAUGGUUGAUCGUGGUGGUGACGAAGAAGAAGGAAGAAGAGAAGUUCUUAUUUCCUUAGCUACCUCCUGUCUUUGCCUCACGUAAGAUAAAGGAAGAAAGAAAAGAAUGGUGGAUGUUGAAAUUGCUAAGAGACGGGAAAGGCAUGAGACGUAGAAAAUGACUGGUAGUGUAAGAGAGAAAGAAAUUGCACUCAAAAUAAGAAAGAAGAUACUGGUUGUCAUUUGACGUAGAAAAUAACAAAGAAACUGUGAAAGAACGUAAGAGAGAAAGUAAUUGCACUCGAAAAAAAAAAAAAAAAGAUACUGGUUGUCAUUUGACGUAGAAAAUAACAAAGAAACUGUGAAAGAACGUAAGAGAGAAAGAAAUUGCACUCGAAAUAUGAAAGAAAAUGUUGUAGAACGCUGAAGCAGAGACGGAAAAGAAUAUUGACGUGGAAGAAAGUGAGAAACAACGUCAAUAAAGAAAGAAAUCACAGUAGCAGAAUAAGAAAGAAGGAAAAUAAGUUAGAAUGCUGAAAAUACCAAGAUACGGGAAAGACAAUUGACAUAGAAGAAAGCGAAAAACAACGUCUAAAAGAAAGAAAUCACAGUAACAGAAUAAGAAAUAAAAAUAAUAAGUUAGAAUGCUGAAAAUACCAAGAAACGGAAAGGUCAAUUGACGCGGAAAACAACGGAAAGAAAGUAAGAAAGAAAACUUAGUAGAAUGAUGAAAUUGUACUGAGAUACUAAAAAUAUAGUUGACGCAAAAAUUAAAAAUGUCGAAAAACGUAAGAAAAAUGGAAAGGAUUUGACGCUGAGGAAAAAAAAAACUUAAACUGAAUGACAAAGAAAACAUAAAAAGGAAAGAAAAGUAGACAACCCAAAUAAGGAAGAAAGAAAAUAAUGGAGAAACUAUCACAACAAGAGAAAGAAAAAUAUGCAAAAGCCCGGACCUAAAAGACAUUAACACCAGAUAAACAAAAACUGAAAGAAAGGGAAAAUUAAAAUAAAGAUUGAGAGAAGGGAAAAUACCAAAACAUAAAAAUGGAAAAUAUAGCUACAUUAAACACCUAGAAUAUUAAUGAAAGAACAAAAAGACUUGAAAAACGAUAUUAGGCUAAUCUAUUUGGUGAAGGAGUGAGAGAGAGAGAUAGUGAGUGAGUGCGUGAUUGUGAGAGAGAGAGAGAGAGAGAGAGAGAGAGAGAGAGAGAGAGGGGGGAGAGUGAGAUAGUGAGAUUGUCUUUAACUGCACGCAAAGCAAGACAGACAGACGUUAAAAAAAGGAGUGACUCACCAUCAGAGCGAAGGUCAACACCGUUAUUACAACCUACACCACCACUACUACUACUACUGUUACUACUACUACUAUUACUACUACUACUGCUACAACAACAACCGCCAUCAUGUAUCACUGGCAGAGCGAGGGCAGCAAAAAGUCGUCUGCGGAUGACAUGGUCCUGCUCACCAAGAUCACCGAGGCAGCCAUCACAGACAACCUCAAGAGGAGAUUUAUGGAGGACAAAAUCUACACUUACAUCGGGCCGGUGCUGGUGGCCGUCAACCCCUUCAAGCAGCUGCCCUUCUUCGGGGAGCGGGAGCUGGAGAUGUACCAGGGGGCGGCGUCCUAUGAGGUGCCGCCCCACAUCUAUGCCGUGGCCGACGCAAUGUACCGCAACAUGCUCACAGACUCCGAAAGCCAGUGUGUCAUUAUAAGCGGUGAGUCUGGGGCCGGCAAGACAGUCUCCGCCAAAUUCAUCAUGAACUACAUCACCAAGGUCUCCAAGGGCAGCCACAAGGUCCAGCACAUCAAGGAGAUCAUCCUGGAGUCCAACCCCCUCCUGGAGUCCUUCGGGAAUGCCAAGACCAUCAGGAACAACAACUCCUCAAGAUUUGGCAAGUACAUUGAGAUCCAGUUCUCGAGAGGCGGCGAGCCCCUGGGAGGAAAGAUCUCGAACUUCCUGCUGGAGAAGUCUCGCGUCCACUCCCUCAACAACCGCGAGAGGAGCUUCCACAUCUUCUACCAGCUGUGUGCCGGCGCCAGUGACUCCAUGAAGAAUGAACUGGGGAUCACCACACCCGAAUACUACGCAUACCUGAGUGAGAAUGGCGUGUUCGAGGUCGACAAUAUGAAUGAUGCGCAGGACUUCCAGGAGACUCUAAAUGCCAUGAAGGUGAUGGGCAUUGAGGAGGACGUUCAGAUGGACAUCCUCCGCAUCAUCGCCGCCAUCAUGCACAUGGGCAACAUAACCUUCGUGGAACAUGGCAACGCUGCGCAGAUACAGGACCCCCAAUAUCUUGCGUACCCGGCAUACCUUCUCGGGGUGGACGAGGAGCGGUUGAGGCAGAAGCUGGUGAGCCGCGUGUUUGACAGCAAGUGGGGCGGCCAGUCGGAGCGCGUGGACGUAACCCUGAACGAGGAGCAGGCACAGUUCACACGUGACGCCUGGACCAAGGGACUUUACAGCCGACUCUUUGAUUAUAUUGUUGACCGCAUCAACAAAGCCAUGACGACCGACGCCAACCUGAUCAACCUCGGCAUCCUGGACAUCUACGGCUUCGAGAUCUUUGACAAGAAUGGCUUUGAGCAGUUCUGCAUCAACUACGUCAACGAGAAGCUGCAGCAGAUCUUCAUCGACCUGACGCUGAAGAGUGAGCAGAAUGAGUAUGAAGCCGAGGGGAUUCAGUGGAAGCAGAUCCAGUUCUUCGACAACAAGGUGGUGUGCGAGCUGAUCGAGGACAAGACUCCGCCCGGCAUCAUGUGCAUCCUCGACGACACUUGCGCGACCAUGAGUGCCAAGUCCGAGGGGGCCGACGAGGACUUCCACCGCAAAUUGGAGUCCCAGAUCGGGUCGCACCAGUUCUACCAGAAGUUCAACCAGGGCUUCAUGAUCAAGCACUACGCCGGCAACGUCUCCUACCACGUCGAGAAGUUUUGUGAGAAGAACCGAGACGUCUUGUUCAUGGACAUCAUUGAGGUGAUGCAGAACAGCUCCAACGCCUUCAUCCGCAAGCUCUUCCCGGACGUCAUCCAGACCGGUGCCAAGGGUCGACCCACCACCGCCGGCACGAAGAUCCGCACGCAGGCCAACCAUCUGGUGGACACGCUCAUGAAGUGUUACCCGCACUACAUCCGCUGCAUCAAGCCCAAUGAGACCAAGAAACCGCACGACUGGGACGAGCAAAUGGUGAAGCAUCAGGUGGAGUAUCUGGGUCUGAAGGAGAACAUCCGAGUGAAGAGAGCUGGGUUUGCGUACCGCCGGCCGUUCGAGAAGUUCCUGCAGCGCUACGCCCUCCUCUCCAAGCAGACGUGGCCGAGCUGGCACGGCAACCCCAUCCAAGCCAUCGACAUCAUCAUGAGGGAGAUCAGCAUGGACCCAUCACAGUACCAAGCCGGCAGGACCAAAGUGUUCAUAAAGGACCCCGAGUCUCUCUACAUGAUCGAGGAGUGCCGGGAACGCAAGCUGGACCACUAUGCACGGGUCAUCCAAAAUGCCUUCAGGAAGCUAUACAGUAAGAAGCGUUGGGUGAGGAGCUGCGUCGAGGCGAGCAAUCUCAUCGUGAACCGCAAGGAACGCCGAGCUCACUCCCUCAACAGGAACUUCCACGGGGACUACUUAGGGAUCGAGUUCAAGCCGGGAAUCAGCACCCUCAUACCUCGCCGGGAAAAGGUUAUCUUUGCCCUCACGGUGGACAAGAUUGACCGCUCCUUCCGAAAGAACAAGCGUGACCUCAUCCUGACCCGCACCCACCUCUACCUGAUCGGCCGCAUGCAGAUCAAGAAGGGGCCGGAGAAGGGCAAGACUCAGGAGAUCAUCAAGAGGCGAAUCCCCAUAGAAAACAUAACACAGGCAACACUCUCCACCCUGCAAGACAACCUGGUGCUGGUCCACAUCAAGGAUGACCAUGAGAUGUUUGUGGAGGUGGAGUUCAAGGUGGAGUUCAUCUUUCUGCUCAACCGUAACCUAAAGGAGCGAUGCGGCAGGGAACUUCCGCUUAACUUUACAAACAGCUUUACCUACCGAGUGAAGAAGAUGCGGUGGAGUGGCGCGUCAGAGAAGAAGGUCGUGUUCAAAACCGGGUUGUCGGAGGUCCCCGUCUUCUCCUCUUCCGGCUCCACUCUCAGUGUCUCCGUUGGUCCUGGCCUUCCCAAGCAAUCCCAACCAACUGGGCAGCGAGUCAUCACCCCGGAUGUCAAGUUUUUGGCAUCAGGCGGACACAGGGGUCAGGCCCCCUUUGCCAGUGACACCUGGACCUCAAACGCCUCAUUGUCCUCGAACACCUCAAACAACGGCAGGAAGCCCUUCUACCCUCCCAAACCCAUAGGCCCCGCCCCCAAACCCUCAAGCCACAUCCUCAAACCCCCAGGCCCCGCCCCCAAACCCCCAGGCUUCACCCCCAAACCCAUCCCGGGGAAUAGUGCACCUAGACCAGCUGUGACCCCUGUGGCAAUCCCCCGACAAGGCCCUAUGCACCCUCCCUUCCCAAUCUCAAACCAGAACUCUCAGAAUGGCGGUGUUGCUUACCCUUCAAGACCUAAUGCAGUCAAAGCACAACAAGGUUUCCGACUCCCCCAAAACCCAUCUUCUAAUAACUUUACCCCCUUCCCUGUGAUACACCCUCCGCCACCCCCCUCCGAGCCUGCCCCAGCAAACCAGCCAUCCAUAAGGGCUAGACCCACACCACCCAUCCCUGUCCAGAGGCCCAAGCCCAGUCGGCCGCAAGUGAAGGCGUUAUACCCUUACAAUGCAGCGGACAGUGAUGAGCUAAGCUUUGAGGAGGGUGACAUUUUGUAUCUGGAUGAGGAAGAAGCGAGCGGCUGGUGGAAGUGCAGCCUGCAGGGUAAGUCAGGCUACUGCCCCAGCACCUACCUGGAGAAGAUUUAACCCUGCUGACGUCGUAGGCACGGAAAUAUCAAGAUGUUAGCAGAUUAACUUAUUAACCGCAGUGGUGUUUGGGAACUGCCGUAACCUCUUUUCGUCUCUCUUCUUCUGUAACACGUGCACAUGCGUUCCUUCUGAGGGUAAUUAAGAAGGCAAGGUAAAGCAUGUCACGAGGAGGAAGAGGAGAUAAAGAAACGAUGAAAGAAGACGAGUAGUGGAGGUAAGUGGAAGGGCAAGAAUCAUCUAGUCCCCAAGUGAAGUUAACAACCCACAUGCUUGCCCUCUGUGAGUAAGGAAGGCUAAAGCAUGGAUUGAAACUGUAAGGAGAAAGGAGAAGAAGAAGAGGGAAAAUAAUAAGAGUAGACGGAGGUCGAAGAGGAAUCAUCAGGCCCUGCAGUCAACUUAGUAACUUGUACAGUCUCUGAAAAAUGUAAAAGUGAAGCACGUUAGAAGUAUUAGGAGAGGAAAGAGAAAAGAGAAAAUAUGGAAAGUAGAAGUAGGGUGAAAAAGAAGUCAGGUCCUACAGUCAACUUAGAAACUCACAAUCAUCAAUGGUGAAUGAAAAAUCAUGUAAGGAAUGUUAGGAGGAGGAGGAGGAGGAAGAUAAGGAACAGAACUGAUGGAAGAAGAAUAGAAGCAGAGCAAGGGUAAAGAAGAGGAGUACAAUUGUCAGUCUCCAAAGGCAAAUAAAAAAAGUUAAAUUGUGAAGUAUUGUAAUUGCAAGAAAAAGAGGAUGAAGAAGAUAGAAAAGCAGAGGGAGGCUAAGAAAAACGGCCUGCAUUCCUUAUUAGCAAGAGGAAGAAGGUUGAAACGUGUAGAUAGAAGGAAGAGGAGGAAAGGAGAAACUAAGGAAAACAAGGAGAAGUAGAAGAGAGAGAAGAAGAAUGCAUUAGAAUGAGAAAUGUCGAAGUAUAUAUAUCCAAAUGGCUAGUAGAGGAGGAGGAGGAGGAGUAGGAAGGCAUUUGCAAGAAGAAAUGGUGAGAGCUGGAGGAGGAGAAGAAAGGAAUUUGGAAGAAGAAAAGUUGAAAGAUUUGGAGGAAGAGGAGGAGAAGGAAAAUAUUUGAAACAAGUUGGAGGAAGAAGAGGAGGAGGAGGAGAAGAAGGAAAGGGCUUGGGAGAAGAAAAGUUGAGAGAUUUGGAGGAAAAGGAGGAGAAGAAGAAGGAAAAGAUUUGAAAGAAGCUCGAGGAAGAAGAGGAGAAGGAGAAGGAAAGGGUUUGGAAGAAGAAAAGUUGAAAGAGUUGGAGGAAGAAGAGAGGAAGGAACAGAUUUAGACGAAGAUAAGUUGAAAGAGGAGGAGAAAUUUAGUAGAAAAGCUGAGAAGGAAGAGAUUUAAAAGAAAAGUUGAAGGCAUUUGAUUUUCAUUUUCUCGAGUCAACUGAAAAACUCACUGACUUCGAUGUUUGGUGAAGAAGUCAUCCAUUUAUUUUCUACCAGUAACUUUUUGUAUAUAUUAAGUUAGCACCCCUAUCACACACACACACACACAGAUGGAAAAUAUUAUAUAGCUCUUCCAUGUCGUGAGUUUUGUACAGCUUCCUCAGAUGAUAUAUAUACGAUGAUAAGGACAUAAUAGUUCACACUUCUUUCGUGAGUGAUUGAUUUAUCGUUUUUUAUGCACUUAUAAGUAAAAUUAACAGUGAAAUUCAAUCCUUACGUUGCAGUCAUUUCUUUUAAUUUUUAUUUUUUUUAUUUUUUAUUUAUUUAUUAUUUUUUUUCUGGCAAUGCUGUUUUGUAAAUGUGAAAGGUUGAAAAAACUGUUACAUAGAUAUCACUGAAGAUUUUUUUUUAUUUUUUUUAUGCCUUGUAAAUAGUAAUGAUAAUAAUAAUGGAGGUAUAUAUAUUGAUUAUGGAGUGUCGCUGUAUACUAUCAGUUUUAUUGUGUGUUCCCAGCAUCCUCCUGACUUUGGUAGCAAUGUUUUGUGUUCUUUUAUAUAACUUUUUCAUAUAACUUUUUUUUUUUUUUGUUUCUUCGUUUUCAUUCCCGUCUUGUAUCGAGUGAUUGAAGCAAAACCAAAGAUUAUUUUUUUUCUGAAUGAUGAAAGAUACCAACCGUGUACAUUAAUGUUAAUAAGUCUAGUCUAUUAAUAAAGUUCUUGAAGUUCA